CUGCAAACAGUAGCGAUGGAGCACGAACCCUGAAGGGACUUCACACAGCCACCCCCCCGAUUUCCUCAGCCCUUUGGUUCAUCUUUCUUUUCCUUCUUUUCUUCCCCUCUCAAAUCUUUCACUCCAUUGUUAUUAUUCCAAACUCGCCCUCUCAUCUGCGCUGCACCUUCUUCCUUCCAAUUCCAGCUUUCCUUUCUCCCAUGGCCGCCCGCCACUGCAUGUCGUCCCGCCAUGGAAAUCAACGCCCGCUCUUAUUCCUUCUCCUUUUCUCUGUUUCAAUCUUCACCCAUUAUAGUUUCUGCGCUCAAGGCAGAGUAAUAGUUCUCGAAAAGCAACAUCAAACAGAGCACAAGGAAGACACCACAUCUCAGGGGAGAAGAGUGUUGAUAGGGUCAAGGCCACCGAGAUGCGAGAGCAAGUGCAGAAAUUGUGGCCAUUGUGAAGCGGUUCAAGUCCCCGUCGUUCCCAACCUCAAACGCCAACCGACAAUCAGGAGUCGAGAUUUGCCCAGGAAUGUGGCCUUUUCCAGAGAGGAUUACCUCUCAAAUUACAAACCCAUGUGCUGGAAGUGUAAAUGCGGCGACCUCAUCUUCAACCCUUGACACACACACACACACACACAUUCAACCUGCACCUGCCCAGAAUCAUGAACCAAAGGAAAGAAACCUCGUUCCUCUUACUAUUCUGUCUUUUUGUCACAUGAAUGAAGAAGAAAAAAAAGAAAGAGUUUCUUCAAUUCAUCUGUCUAUAUAAUUUUGUCAUGUGUGUGUGUAUGUAUGAUAUCCAAAUCUGGAACCGUUAGAUGAAUCCCCAGAUUGGAUACUGUAUGU
Molecule: messenger RNA, 830 nt
Organism: Cuscuta campestris
Lineage: Eukaryota; Viridiplantae; Streptophyta; Magnoliopsida; Solanales; Convolvulaceae
Source: the annotation of a GenBank genome assembly